CUUUGUGGACUGAGGCAUGUGUCAGUGGGUUGUCGUGUUUUCCAAGACACACCUCAGAUUCUGCCCCGGUGUUCUUGUGCGUGUGUGUGUGUGUGUGUGUGUGUGUGUGUGUGUGAGAGAGAGAGAGAGAGAGAGAGAGAGAGAGAGAGAGAGAGAGAGAGAGAGAGAGAGAGCGUGUGUGUGUGUGUGUGUGUGUGUGUGUGUCACUGACAUGUUGAGACAAGGUGAAGGUGCGGCAGUUGCAGUCAGUGUGUUUCAUGUGACAGGAGCAGAAAGUUUCCCUGCGGCCAGUCAGAGUGUGUUACUGAGAGUGGGCUUUGUGGCUGUUGUUGGAUCUGCAGCUGGAGGAAGUUUAAAAUAGGAACACUCUGAACUCCGGCAGACUGCAGCAGCAGACCCUCAGGUGGGAUUGACCGUCCUUUCUGUGGGAUCUGAGUCUUCACUGAUUUCAGCACGUCCACAUGUCGCUCAUGAGCCCCGCAGGAAGUUACCGAGGCGACAUGGAGAGGGAUUAAAACCUGCAGGAACAACAGGAUCUUAAUCUCCUACUCCUCCUCAUCUUCUUCCUACUCAGACAGCCAUCAUGCGCAGGUUUAGCUCUGAGGGAUCCCUCCUGGAUCUGGACUUUCUCCCCUGGAGGAAGAUGGCCCUGAGGGAUCAGGAUCAUAAGAGGAAGCGGGAGUCCUACACGCCUCACCUGGAGGAGGACGAGCUGAAUGGGAGGGUGGGCAGGGUGACCCCAACCAUCCUGGAGCCCGGAGCCAAUGGAGGUGAGGAGGUGAAGAGGGAGCUGAAGAAGGAGCUCAGUAUGAGCGUGGAGGAGCUGAGCGAGCUCCGAAAGAUGGACCAGAACCACCUGAGGGUGAGCGGGAUCAGCGAGGGCUGUAGGGCCUAUAGCGAUGGGCAGCUGGCCCCUGACCCCAAGGGCAGCACAGAGAGCAUGGGGAGGGACGACCUGCCUCCACCCUCCCCCUCCUCCUCCUUCUCAAACCCCUUUAAGUCCCAGCAACGGCACCACCGACCCAAACUGUCUGCUGCCAAACUACACCUGAAGAGUCUGUUUGGACAGAGUCCUCACUCCUCAAAUUCCAACCUGUUCAACCCAGAACACAAAGACAGUCCUGUGGAGCGUAGGUCCAGGCUGCUCUUCAUGCGUCAGUGGAGUCAGGUGGGACACGGUAAGAAGAGGAAGAUCAGCACGGAGGAGCUGGAGAAGUGGGCGGAGUCUCUGAACGCCCUGCUGGCCUGUCAGACGGGCGUGUCGGUGUUUGGAGCGUUCCUGCGCUCAGAGUUCAGCGAGGAGAACCUUCAGUUCUACCUGGCCUGUGAACAAUACAAACAUUCCUCCAAUAACUUCAGUCUGCAGAGGAGAGCAAAAGACAUCAGCAGCACCUACAUCCAACCAGGAGCUCCCAGAGAGGUGAACCUGGACAGUAAGACUCGGGAUCUGACCCUGCAGCUGCUGAAGGCCCCCUCCCACACCUCCCUGAACCACGCCCAGAAACGCAUCUACUCUCUGCUGGACACUGACUGUUACCCCCGCUUCCUCCAGUCAACCAUCUACCUGUCCCUGCUGCACCAGGAGGACUAGAUACAGCUGUCUCUGCUGCACCAGGAGGACUAGACACACACCUGUCCCUGCUGAAUCAGGACUAGACACACACCUGUCCCUGCUGAAUUGGGACUAGACACACACCUGUCCCUGCUGAAUCAGGACUAGACACAGACAUUUUCCUGAUGCAACAGGAGGACUAGACACAGAAGUGUUGCUGCACCAGGAGGACUAGACACAGAUCUGUUCCUGCUGCACCAGGAGGACUAGACACACACCUGCCAUUGCUACACCAGGAGGACUAGAAACAGACUUGAUCCUGCUGAAUGAGGAAGAGACAGACCUGUCCCUGCUGUACCAGGACUAGACACAGAUCUGUUCCUGCUGCACCAGGAGGAGUAGAUACACGCCUGUCCCUGCUACAUCAGAAGAGCUAGACACAUACCUGAUUCUGCUGGAUGAGGACUAGACACACCUGUCCCUGCUGUACCAGGACUAGACACAGAUCUGUUCUUAGUGCACCAGGAAGACUAGAUACACAACUGUCCCUGUUUCACUAGGAGGACUGGAUAAAGCUGUCCCUGCUAAAUC
Molecule: messenger RNA, 2143 nt
Organism: Notolabrus celidotus (New Zealand spotty)
Lineage: Eukaryota; Metazoa; Chordata; Actinopteri; Labriformes; Labridae
Product: regulator of G-protein signaling 8
Exons: 6
Coding region: 584-1591 (335 amino acids)
Source: RefSeq, a predicted model, not a curated record